AUGGGUGCUCUUCGACGUCAACAAUGGCUCAAUGCCGCAUUUGUGCUCGCCGUGCUGCUCCUCGCCCAGGCGGAGGCGCGCGGGGUGACGAGCGCGUACCGGCGGAGGCUGGAGGCGGCCGAGGACAUGCCGCUGGACGCCGACGUCUUCGCCGUGCCGCCCGGGCACAACGCGCCCCAGCAGGUGCACGUCACGCUGGGCGACCAGGCCGGCACGGCCAUGACUGUGUCGUGGGUGACGGUCGACGAGGUCGGCAACAGCACCGUCAUGUACGGCCGCGCCAUGGGCAGGCUCGACAUGGCGGCCGAGGGCACGCACACGCGCUACAAGUACCACAACUACACCUCCGGGUUCAUCCACCACUGCACGCUCACCAACCUUGAGCAUGGCACCAAGUAUUACUACGCCAUGGGCUUCGGCCACACGGUGCGGACCUUCUGGUUCACUACCCCUCCCAAGCCCGGCCCGGACGUACCCUUCCGGCUGGGCCUCAUCGGCGACCUGGGCCAGACGUCCGACUCCAACAGCACACUGACCCACUACGAGGCCACCGGUGGUGACGCCGUGCUCUUCAUGGGCGAUCUCUCCUACGCCGACAAGCACCCCCUCCACGACAACAAUCGUUGGGACACGUGGGGCCGCUUCUCCGAGCGCAGCGUCGCCUACCAGCCAUGGAUCUGGGUCACCGGCAACCACGAGGUCGACUACGCACCGGAGCUUGGAGAGACGGCGCCGUUCAAACCCUUCAGCCAUCGGUACCCGACGCCGCACCGGUUGAGCGGCUCGCCGGAGCCCUACUGGUACUCGGUGAAGCUCGCGUCCGCGCACAUCAUCGUACUGUCCUCCUACUCCGCGUUCGGCAAGUACACGCCGCAGUACAAGUGGCUGGAGGCGGAGCUGAAGCGCGUGAACCGGAGCGAGACGCCGUGGCUGAUCGUGGCGUCGCACUCGCCGUGGUACAACAGCUACAACUUCCACUACAUGGAGGGCGAGCCGAUGCGCGUGCAGUUCGAGCAGUGGAUCGUAGAAGCUAGGGUUGACUUCGUCUUCGCCGGGCACGUGCAUGCAUAUGAGCGUAGCCACCGGGUGUCCAACAUCAAGUACAACAUCACAGACGGGAGGUGCAAGCCGGUGCGGGACCGCCGUGCGCCCGUGUACAUGACCAUCGGCGACGGUGGCAACAUCGAGGGGCUUGCCGACAGCAUGACGGAGCCGCAACCGAGCUACUCGGCGUUCCGGGAGGCUAGCUUUGGGCAUGCCUUGCUGGACAUCAAGAACCGCACGCAUGCUUACUACGCCUGGUACCGCAACGCCGACGGCGUCAAGGUCCCCGCCGACACCAUGUGGUUCACCAACCGCUACUACAUGCCCAACCACGACGACUCUCGUUGA
This is a messenger RNA of Triticum turgidum subsp. durum (durum wheat), 1392 nucleotides long. The record is from the annotation of a GenBank genome assembly. NCBI's taxonomy places the organism in Eukaryota, Viridiplantae, Streptophyta, Magnoliopsida, Poales, Poaceae.